CAAAUACUCAAAUAUAAGGCUCCAAAAAACACAAAGUAAAAACAAAAUUAAAUCCAAAAUCAAAAAUUGAUUAAGAAGGAAUACCUUGUACCUUGUAGAGUUGGCAAUAACAACAACAACAUCAACAACCCCAUUAAAAUUAUCAGCUCAGCAGCUGUUGCUUUAGAGUAGAAUUUGUAUUACUUUUGCUUCUGCUAUUUUGCUCUUUCCAAAUACUAUAAACCAACAAAUCCAUCCUUCAAUUUGCAGUUCAGCUGCUCCUUUCUUGCUACCUACUGCUUUCUCUCUCUUCUUCUCAUAUUUAUUGCAUUGUUUGUUAAAUCUUAAUCAAUUUCCCCACUUCGUACAGUAAUCCAUCAUUACCAUCUUUUUGAUUCAUUCAAUUUCUGUUUAUCCCUAACAAAUUAUUUUCUGGGGUUACUUCAAUUUCUGUUUUUCUCAUUUAAAUCAUCUGGGGUUACUUCAAUUUCUGUUUUUCCCAUCAAUUUCAUCUGGGGUUAGUUUAAUUUCUGUUCUUCUCUAUUAGUUUCAUCUGGGGUUACUUCAAAUUCUAUUCUUCCCUAUUUAAAUCAUCUGGGGUUACUUCAAUUUCUGUAUUUUCCCAUUAAAAUCAUCUGGGGUUAGUUUACUUUCUAUUUUUCCCCAUUAAAAUCAUAUGGGGUUUACUGAAUUCCUGUAUUUUCCCAUAAAAAUCAUCUGGGGUUAGUUUAAUUUCUGUUUUUCCCCAUUAAUUUCAUCUGGGGUUUUAUCAAUUCUUGUUAAAAUCAUCUGGAGUUAUCCCCAUUUCGGCGUCGUAGCUGUUAUCUUCUGGGGUUGAAGAAGAAGAUGCCGUUGGUGAGAUUUGCAGUGAAAAAUGAAUAUGGUUUGGGAGUUGAAGAGCUUUACAAAGAUGCAGUUGAGUCUGAAGAUCCUAAAGCUGUUCUUGAUGGUGUGGCUGUUGCUGGCCUUGUUGGUGUUCUUCGCCAAUUAGGUGAUCUUGCACAGUUUGCAGCUGAAGUUUUUCAUGGUUUGCAAGAGCAGGUUGCCUCCACCUCAUCUAGAAGCCGUAAAUUGGUUAAUCGUGUUCAACGGAUUGAAGCUUCACUUCCUUCACUUGAGAAGGCUAUACUUUCACAAACAGACCACUUGCGAUUUGCCUAUACACCUGGCUCUGAACGGCAUGCUUAUAUCAGAACUGAGCGAAAUCUAUUUGUCUGUGAUGACUUGCCACAUUUUGUCAUGGAUUCAUAUGAAGAGAGCAAAGAACCUCCACGCCUGCAGUUACUUGACAGAUUUGACUCUGGUGGCCCUGGAUCUUGCUUAAAGAGAUACUCAGAUCCAGCUUUUUUCAAGAGGGCAUCAACUUGUUCUGAAGUAUCUAUCAGUGAGAAAUCUCAACGAGAAAGAAAAGUUCGGAAAAUCAAGAAAAGAAGAUCAUGGCAACGGAGUGGAAAUUUCCCUAAGUCUGCACCAACUCUGAAUGGCAGCAGCAGGAUGCAAUUCUCUUCUACAGGCCAUGGGCAAUCUUCUCCGUCACAUACAGGUUCCACUUUUGACAUGACAUUCAAAUCAGAUCUGGGAGAUCAAUCAGAUUCACGUGGCUCAAAGGAUGGCAUGGAUUUUAUUGAAUGUGAUUCUCAUCCAACCAUAUCUACACAGCCAGAUGAAACAAAGAAUAAGGGAUUCUCUUCUUUAGCAACGCACGCAAAAGUAAAUACUAGUCGAUCAACAUACCCUGAUGAGCAGCCUGCCAUUGACAGUGAUGAUAAACCGUGUAGUCAUGCUGUUGAGACUACGGUCCCUCGAUUUUCUAGUGCCACCUGGGAUGAGCUGCUGGAAACAGUUGAGCCUACGAAAGCUGAUUAUGAGAAUGAGGAUACUCAACAAGUGCUCGCGAAUAACACUUCCAUUCAUGAGCUUGAGUUUGAGCUUGUCAAUGGAGAGGGUGCCAAUCAAGUAUACAAGUUAUCUGAACAACGAAGUAAUCCAAGUUUUGAAGCUAAUGUGUGGGACAUGAGAAGAACUAGCUCUGGGAACUUUAUGGAGCCAACUGGAAUGAAUGAUAGAGUUGGGGAAGGUGAUUUUUCUAAGAAAAAAAUCGACCUUCCAAAGCAUCAUUUGGAACCUCAUCUAAAAUCUUGCACUCCUGUGGCGGACUUGUCUAUCGACGAAAAACUUCCAGAAUCAGCUAUUAAGAGCAACUCAAUAAGUGAUCGAGUGUACAGGAGGCAGGGAACAGAUGAGGCUGAAAAUCUUCUUAAGGCUGAUUUUGAUAUUGCUAAGAGGGAACUGGAAAUGAUUGAUUCUGAACAUGUUAGUGCAGUGGAUGCCUUUACAGAAGGUGAUAGUAAUGUUAGAGCAAUUGACUGGAAUUUGCAGGAAUCAGAAACAAUCAAUGCUGAACACGUUAGCCAGGUGGAUUCCUUUUGUGAAGGUGGAAACAAUGUAAAAGUAAUUGAAUGGAACGAGCAGGAUUUGGAGACCGUCAAACCAGAACACAUUGAUGAAGGGGAUGUCUAUUCUGAAGGUGGAAACAAUAUGAAGGUUGUCGAAUGGACCCACCCAGAAUUGGAUACAAUUACUGCAGAGCAUGGUAGUGCGAGUGCGAUGGAUAACUUUUCUGAAGAUGGAAAUAACACGAAACUAAUCAAAUGGAACCACUGGGAACUGGAGGAACAAAAUGCCGAAAAUUUUAGUCAAGUGGAUACUUUUACCGAAGGUGGAAACAGUGUGCAAGUGAUUGAGUGGAACCAGUUUGAUGACAUUGACAGUGGAACAGAAAAUUUUGUUGAUGCACUCAAUACAAUUGAAUCAGAGUCUGAAAGUGAUUUUGAGACCGAAAUGAAAAAGGAAGUACUAACAAUAGGUUUUAAAGAUGAGCUAGGAGAAAAUGUGACAAAUGGACAAACAUUAAAAGUUACAAGUCACUACUAUGAUCAUAAGGGAGGAGGCUUGGAAAAUAUAGAGAGGUCAACUAGCUCAGUGUCUUCAGCCAAUACAUGGUCUCCUGACCGUACUUGGUCAGCCCAUGACAAGCCAGAAUCAACUUUAGGCAUGAAAAUGGAAGUUGCAACGUGCCUAUCUGAGGAACAGUCUGUGCAAACCAGCCAACCAGCUCCCCUCUUCAAUAUUCCACAAGGCUUAGAAAAUCUAGAGAGGUCAACUACAUCUGUGUCUUCAGCCAAUACAUUGUCUCCUGACCGUUCUUGGUCAGCCCAUGACAAACCAGAAUCAACAGCAGACCAGAAGAUGUAUGUUGCAACAUGCUUAUCUGAAGAACAGUUCGUGCAAACAAACGGGUCAGCUGCCCUCUCUAACGUUAAAGGUUUAGAAAAUUUGGAGAGGUCAACUAGCUCUGUGUCUUCAGCCAAUACAAUGUCUCCUGAUCGUAAUUGGUCAGCACAUGACAAGCCAGAAUCAACAGCAGGCCAGAAAAUGGAUGUUCCACCGUGCUUAACUGAAGAACAUUCCGUGGAAAACAACCAGUCAGCUAUCCUCUCCGAUCUUCCUCAAGGUUUAGAAAAUUUAGAGAGGUCAAUUAGUUCUGUGUCUUCAGCCAGUACAUUGUCUCCUGACCACACCAAAUCAGCCUGUGACAAGCCAGAAUCAACAGCUGGCCAGAAGAUAAAUGUUCCAACGUGCUUAUCUGAUGAACAGGCAGUGCAAAUCAACCAGUCAGAUACCUUCUCCAAUGUUCCCCAAGGUUUAGGAAAGUUAGAGAGGUCAACUAGUUCUGUGUCUUCAGCCACUUCUUUGUCUCCAGAUCGCGCUUGGUCAUCCCUUGACAAGCCAGAUUCAGUAGCAGGCCGGAAUAUGGACGUUGUAUCAUGCUUGUCUGAAGAACAGUCUGUGAAAAUCAGCAAGUCAGAUAUCCAAUGCAAUGUCUCCCAGAGUUUUGAUUUUUGUGCUACUGAUCCAGCAGUAAAUGUGGAACCUGCAGUCUGUGAAAUGCCAAAAUCUGGUUCUGAUGCUGGUGGUGACAGGCGGAUUAUUUGUGGACCACAUAUGGAAGUAUCAGCUGGGUCAUCCACCUCCGAUCCAAUCGCUCUCUGGACAAAUGGAACUUUGUUUGGACUAGCGCCUUCAAAACCUGUUGUGUUCAUGCCUAAUGCUGUGGAAUCUACUCCUGCUAGUAAUGGUGAGAAAGUUGGUCAAAGUACUCUUGAUGCCAUGCAGAAGGCUGAUCCUGGAGGAAGACUGUCUUCAGCAAUUAAUAAAUCUGAGCACGGUGGUAAAUUAGGCAACUACGGUGAAGAUGUUAGUUCCUCUAAGCAGUUGUCUCAUCAAAGAUUGAAGAAGACACAUGAUACAUCUGCAGGCCAUGAUAAGGGCAUAAUUAAUCAUCCAGUGAUCCACGAUCAGAGUAAUGGUGAUGCCUUGCCUCUUGAAAGUAAAUUUCAAAUCGGUAGUAAUGUGAAAAAUGCAUCAUCUGAAGUUCCUGGUGCAAGCGAAGAUAGAUCGUCACUGUUAUCCAUGCUUAGUCGUGGUUUGCUGAAAAAUGGUCUGCGCAAGAGUGGGUCACUUGGUUACUAUGAAACACGUGAAAGUAGUAGCCCCUCAAAAGUUAUUGAAUUUGAUAAUAGAUGCCAAGAUGCUGCUUUGCACUCAGUAUCUGAGUCUAACUUGAAAGGAAAGUUAAACUCUCCUGUAAAUUCUCCACCACCAUCACCACCUCUUGAGCAUAUGAAGAUCUCUUUCCAACCUGUUGAUGGCUUUGAUACGUCCAGACUAAAGCUCAAAUAUCCAGAGGGGGUUGAUCACUAUGAAAACACUUUAGAUGCUUUCCCUACAUUUCAGUUGGUUCCUGAGUCCACUAAGUUGCAGCAUGAUAUUGGUUCAGAUUCUGAUGAUGAUACAUUUUGCCAAUCAUAUGCCUACAUGUCAGAUGAUUCCCACAGCCAUCUGUCUGACUCAAAUUCUGAACAGUGGGAGUUUGGCGAUUCCACAGAAAGUAAUAACCACACACUUUAUAAUGGAUUGCACAGAAUCUCUUCAGCAGAUUCAGCCUCAGUCUCACCACAGCUCGAAGAAGCAGAGCAUGGAAACAUGCAUUUUGGCUCUGCAUCUGUCAGCAAUGCGCAUUUGCUGUCUCAUUCUUCAUUUGGCUUACCAAUUUUGGAUGCCAAUAAUCCAUUUGGUUGUCAAGAAAUGAAACUGUGUCUAAAUCCUCCAAUAGAUUCUUCCCAUCUACAGGAGCCAACACAUGAGCCACCUCUCCCACCUAUGCAGUGGCGGGUUUCCAGAUUAUUGUUUGAUGAAGUAGAAGACAACCAAGAUCAAGAAUCUGUUAGUCUGGGUCAAUCUUUUGUUCCUAAGCUUUCAAACUCUGCCAUUACUCACCCAGCUAAGGUUGACUCAGCUAAGCUAAUGAACACAACUCAGGAGUCUGCUACAGUUACAAAACCUAAGAAGGUGGAAGAUCAGAAGUUUGGACUAGAACAACCAUAUCAUGCCGAAAAAGAUAAAGUUUUGGAUGACAAAGGGGAUUUUCUGCACCAAAUCCGAACAAAAUCCUUCAAUCUUAAGCGCGCAGAACCAACACGGUCAAUGUAUACACCUACUCCUGCCACCAGUAACAAGAUUACAGCAAUCCUGCAGAAGGCAAAUGCAAUUCGCCAGGCUGUUGGGAGCGAUGAUGGUGAGGAUGAUAGCUGGAGUGAUACCUGAUUUGUUGGGUGCAAUUUUGCAGUUAGUUCUAGAACAGCCUUGAUUUUAGCAGGUCCUUUGAUAGUAUUAGUCAGAUUUCUGCGUCUGUGAUCAUAACUGUGAAUAGUAUCUAUUCUGUAAUUAAUUAGUAGGGCUAACGUAGGUUCUUAAUGUAGUCACUCCUAUUGUAUACAGAAGUAAACCUUUUCUUAGUAGGUUCUUGGCUUUUUUUUUAUCUGUAAGCUCCUAUGGUAGAACCGUAAAAACAUCUUCUGCUUCCUUAUAUCUAUAUGAUAGCUUUCCUUGAAAAUAAAGCAUCAAAGUUCAGUUCUAUGUUUGGAUCUUCAACUUUACGUGCCAGUUGCCACUGCCCUGUGCUAUCUUGCUGCUUGCAUACUGUAACAACUUGCACAACCAUAUCUGUAAGCCAUGGCUUGGAUGUGUUUUUGCAAAGAACGGCAUGGCACUAUGCGAGUGUGCGUGCACGACUGGUUGCUAGCUCGUGUGCUGGAAUGAUUAAUUUGGUCUCAACGUAAAUAUCUAAGAUAAAACUUAAGGUGGCCAGUGAGCCACAUGACUCGGCAUGACACGGUAAGUGUGUCUAACCCUUGGGGUGGCCGGUAUGACACGAUGUGGCUGGCAUGAUCGUUGGGGGCCUAGCUGCCUAAAGUGGAAACUUGAUAACACUACCACUGCCACUGACAUCGACUCAUCCUUAAUUGUAUCUCAGUUGGCAUGAAAUGCAAAAUUAGUGUGGUUACUGGUUAUGUUCUUUCGUGUAAUCUUCCUUUCUUUACUUAGUUUAAGUUGUAACUAUGCUUUUCAUUUAUAGAACUCUUUGUCAAAAAAAAAAAAGGACUAGUUAUUUUCUAACUUCUAAUGUAAUACUACCUCUUUUUUUAUUUAGUUGA
Messenger RNA from Chenopodium quinoa (quinoa), 6536 nucleotides. Its product is annotated as protein SCAR3-like. Bases 826 to 5646 code for a protein of 1606 amino acids. The record is from RefSeq and is a predicted model, not a curated record. Lineage: Eukaryota; Viridiplantae; Streptophyta; Magnoliopsida; Caryophyllales; Amaranthaceae. Gene Ontology annotation, cellular component: cytoskeleton. Gene Ontology annotation, biological process: actin cytoskeleton organization; positive regulation of Arp2/3 complex-mediated actin nucleation. The transcript is spliced from 9 exons. Gene Ontology annotation, molecular function: Arp2/3 complex binding; protein kinase A regulatory subunit binding.